Molecule: messenger RNA, 777 nt
Organism: Salvia hispanica
Lineage: Eukaryota; Viridiplantae; Streptophyta; Magnoliopsida; Lamiales; Lamiaceae
Gene: MYB82
Product: myb domain protein 82
Source: RefSeq, a predicted model, not a curated record
AUGGAGGGCAAAGAGGAAGUGAAGAAGGCAAGUUUGAGGAAGGGUUUUUGGAAACCAGAAGAGGAUUUGAUACUGAAGAAAUAUGUGGAGAGCCACGGCGAAGGCAACUGGACCGCUGUAUCCAAGAACUCAGGAUUGACGAGAGGAGCCAAGAGCUGCAGGCUGAGAUGGAAGAACUACCUAAGACCUAACAUCAAAAGAGGCAUCAUGUCUGAAGAUGAGAAGGAUCUUAUUAUUAGGCUGCAUAAGCUUCUAGGCAACCGGUGGUCGUUGAUUGCCGGAAGGCUUCCCGGUCGGACCGAUAACGAAGUCAAGAACUACUGGAAUACCCAUUUGAACAAGAGGCCCUCCCGGGCUCAAAUUCCUGAACCGCCGCCCCACGAGGCCACUGGGAGGGCGGCCACGACAGAAUCUGCGGCCCCGAUUCCGAAAAUUGAAGGGGGGAGUUUCGAUGAGAGUGGUAGUGCAACAGAUUGUUGGAUAGACAAGUUGAGAAAUGGGCAUCUGGAUUUCGAGGCCUACAAUUACAUGCCCAUUUUGGACGAUUUGGUUUAUUCCGGUUCGUUUGAUGAAACAUUAUUUAAUUUCUAUAGCUUGCUUAAUUAGGGUUAUGGGAAAAUUUUCCAAUUUUUCCAAUGAGGUAGUAUUAGUAGUAUGCUUGUGCUACAUGCAAAUCUAUGUUGUACUCUACUUACCUAUAAUGUGUGUUUGGUACAAUAUUUACGAUUUGUAGGGCUCGGAAUUAUUGCCAGUGUGUAUGGAAAUCAAGUUAUUUUA